GAUGUUUUAUUAGCUCAGGAACAAGAGGAACUGGUAGAUCACCGAUUCACCUGUGUUUGGUCUGCUUUUGACCCUCCGAUACUUGCAAAUCCGAACUCCCGAUUCCAGGAUCUUCACUGGGUCUCCGCCAUUUCUCAUCCAAAACGACCAGUUUUAGUCCAAUCUUUGAAUUAAGAAGCUCGGCUAAGAACUAAUUUCAUGGCUGAUCUUCAUGUUGUACACACAGAGGACCCUCCCGCCCAGACGCCACUCCUUAACUCAAACAAAAACCACACACGCCAAGAGCCACAACAAGAAGAAGGCCAAAACGAAGAGACCCAUUUGGAGCAGAGCCUCGAGAAGUUGGAAAAGUUUCUCACUUUCCUCGGGUUCAACCAGUCGUCGUUGUGGAGCUCCGCUCUGUCUUGGGUUGCUUUCUUGCUCAUAGGUGUCGCGCUCCCAGUUGUAGUGCUCGAGCUCUCCGACUGUUCGGAUUGCGAGGAGUACCAGAUAAAGAGUUUCGAGAUGGAAAUCGUGGCCUCGCAGGCGUGCCUCGCCGCUGUCUCUUUGCUCUGCCUUUCCCACAAUCGUCGCAAGUACGGGAUCCGGAGGUUCCUAUUUGUUGACCGGUUCAAUGGCCAAAUGGCACGGUUUCGUGACGAUUACGAUAAGCAGAUUUGGGGUUCUUUACGCUUGCUCAUUUAUUGGGCACUACCAUGUGUCAUUCUGAAGACUGCACGUGAAGUCAUCCGCAAUAUAUAUGCACAUCAUGAAUCAUGGUGGCAAUCAGUUGCUAUUGUAUCAGCUUUGAUUAUAUCCUGGACUUAUGUGAGUAUGAUCUCUCUAUCAGCCAGCGUUCUGUUUCACUUGGUCUGCAAUCUGCAAGUUAUCCACUUUGAUGAUUAUGGGAAGCUCUUGGAAAGAGAAUCUAAUGUCUUGCUUUUUAUGGAGGAGCACACUCGUUUGCGGUAUCAUCUCUCCAAGAUAAGCCACAGAUUCCGAAUUUAUCUGCUUCUAGAGUUCUUUGUUGUCACAGCAAGCCAAUUUGUGACCCUGCUGCAGAUCACGGCAUACAAUGGAGCAAUCACUUUAAUAAAUGGCGGCGAUUUUGCAGUGUCCACAAUUGUUCAGGUUGUUGGGAUUAUUCUUUGCUUGCAUGCAGCAACAAGAAUUUCCCAUAGAGCUCAAGGCAUUGUAUCUCUUGCAAGUAGAUGGCAUGCUUUUCUAGCCUGCAGUUCAACAGAUUCAUCGUACAACAGAGUUUCCAAUAAUGUGGGGGACUUGGAGGCUGCGAUUCAUUUAAAUUCCAUAGAAAUAAAUUACUCUGAAAGUGAUUUGGAGUCAUUGGAUUAUGGUCCGAUUCCUACAAAUGCUCAACUGGCUUCCUAUAUGUCCUCGUAUCACAAGAGACAAGCCUUUGUAACAUACUUGCAGACCAAUCAUGGAGGGAUCACGAUUUUUGGAUGGACGGUUGAUAGAGGUCUUAUCAACACCAUAUUUUUUAUUGAACUCACAUUGGUUACUUUUUUGCUCGGAAAGACCUUGGUUUUCACUUCAAAUUGACAAUCUUCCUCGACGCCAUGGCUUCUCCACAUCAGCAACGAGAAAUUGAACGUGGUUAUUUCACAUAGAAAGUUCAAUUAGAAAGUCCCAACUUCCAGCCUCUGUUGCAACCUGUUAACAUUCAUCACAAAGUGGUUGAUGCAAUUAAGGUAACCUGUUCUUUAUCACGACAUCGUUUCAUAUACCAAUGGAGCCAGACAAUCGGUCUUCUCACCUGUUAAGUUGCAAGCAAGAACAUAUACAACUCGGUACAUCGCAUAAGCUACUUUUGCUCCUAAUUCUAGAACUACACGAACAGACUCAAUUUUAAGUGAACCUAAAUACAUUUUGAUCAUGUAUUAUACUUUGAAAUAUACUUCACGUUUUAAUUUUUGCCAAGCA
Molecule: messenger RNA, 1923 nt
Organism: Alnus glutinosa
Lineage: Eukaryota; Viridiplantae; Streptophyta; Magnoliopsida; Fagales; Betulaceae
Exons: 4
Coding region: 199-1542 (447 amino acids)
Source: RefSeq, a predicted model, not a curated record